AUGAAGACAGUCGGGAUCAUUGGCGGCAGCACCGACCUGGCCACGGCCGAAUACUACAAGCUGAUAAAUGCCCACAUCCGCUCAAAACUGGGCGGGUUCCACACUGGCGAAAUCAUUAUUAACUCAAUGAAUUUUGAGCGCAGCGCUCAUUUUGUGACCAACGACCUUUGGGAUGAGGGAGCAGAGUACUUGCAUGGAAAGGCGCUCAGUUUGGAGAGAGCCGGAGCCGAUUUCAUCAUCUGCGUUUCGAAUACUUGGCACAAGGUUUCAGAAGCGUUCAUGAAGGAUAUCAAGAUCCCCCUCUAUCACAUUGUCGAUCCCACGGCUCAGUCAAUCUUGGACCAAAAACUACAAACCGUCGCCUUGCUGGGUACUAAAGCUACGAUGGCGUCAACUUACUUGCCCAACGAAUUCUUAACCCGCUUUGGAAUAAACGUCAUUGUGCCCACGGAAGAAGAGCAGAAAUAUGUGGACGACGUGAUUUUCAACGAACUCGCCAAAUCACAAUUCACCGAGGAAUCUAGACAGGGAUACCUCAAAAUCGUCGACAGCUUGGUUUCUCGAGGAGCUCAGGGCGUUAUUUUGGGCUGCACAGAGAUCCCGUUGCUCAUUGAACAGAAGGAUCGGCCAAAUAUUCCGAUGUUUAAUACUUUGGAACUGCACGCUAGAGGUGCUGCAGAGAAAGCAUUGUCCGAUUGA
This is a messenger RNA of Trichoderma atroviride IMI 206040, 699 nucleotides long. RefSeq lists its product as uncharacterized. The record is from RefSeq and is a predicted model, not a curated record. Lineage: Eukaryota; Fungi; Ascomycota; Sordariomycetes; Hypocreales; Hypocreaceae. Gene Ontology annotation, molecular function: amino-acid racemase activity.